Biomphalaria glabrata is the source of this 723-nucleotide messenger RNA. RefSeq names its product glutamic acid-rich protein-like. Lineage: Eukaryota; Metazoa; Mollusca; Gastropoda; Planorbidae. Bases 1 to 723 code for a protein of 240 amino acids. The transcript is spliced from 3 exons. The record is from RefSeq and is a predicted model, not a curated record.
AUGAAGAAGAAGAUGAAGAAAAAUGCUAAUGAAGAAGAUGGUGAAGAAGAUGAUGAUGAAGAAGAUGAUGAAGAAGAUGAUGAAGAAGAUGGCGAAGAAGAUGUGGAUGAAAAAGAUGUUAAUGUAGAAAAUGACGAAGAAGAAGAUGAAGAAAAAUAUGAUGAAGAAGAUGUGGAUGAAGAAGAUGAUGAAGAAGAUGAUGAAGAAGAUGUGGAUGAAAAAGAUGAUGAAGAAGAUGUGGGUGAAGAAGAUGAUGAAGAAGAUGUGGAUGAAAAAGAUGAUGAAGAAGAUGUGGAUGAAGAAGAUGAUGAAGAAGAUGUGGAUGAAGAAGAUGUGAAUGAAGAAGGUGUUAAUGUAGAAAAUGCUAAAGAAGAAGAAGAAGAAAAAUUGAAUGAGAAAGCUGAUAUUUAUAAAGUGAAUGAGAAAGCUGACAUUUAUAACGUGAAUGAGAAAGCUGAUAUUUAUAAAGUGAAUGAGAAAGCUGAUAUUUAUAAAGUGAAUGAGAAAGCUGACAUUUAUAAAAUGAAUGAGAAAGCUGAUAUUUAUAAUAUGAAUGAGAAAGCUGACAUUUAUAACGUGAAUGAGGAAGCUGACAUUUAUAACGUGAAUGAGAAAGCUGACAUUUAUAACGUGAAUGAGAAAGCUGACAUUUAUAACGUGAAUGAGAAAGCUGACAUUUAUAAAGUAGAUUCGACGAUUAACAUUACAGUGCGAAAUUGGUGA